Messenger RNA from Olea europaea var. sylvestris, 3245 nucleotides. RefSeq names its product long chain acyl-CoA synthetase 8-like. Gene Ontology annotation, cellular component: membrane; endoplasmic reticulum. Lineage: Eukaryota; Viridiplantae; Streptophyta; Magnoliopsida; Lamiales; Oleaceae. The coding region runs from base 834 to 2396 and encodes 520 amino acids. The record is from RefSeq and is a predicted model, not a curated record. Gene Ontology annotation, molecular function: long-chain fatty acid-CoA ligase activity. The transcript has 7 exons.
UGUAAAGGGUAUGGGUGUAAGACCGCUGCUUGUUUUUAAACUGUUCUGUUCGUGUAGUGAUAAACUUAAGCUCUUUCCUUUUUUAGUUUCUGAGGAAAUUGUGUUUGAUUCGUAACAAAGCUGCACUGUAAUAGUCUGUUUGUUAUGUAAUCUUAAUUUUGGAUGUGCCUCUGUUUUUGGCAGUAAACUGUUUACAAUAUUAUAGUUAUCGAGGUUGUUGAAUUCUUCUUUAAACUUUCUGCCUCUGGAAAAAACAGGAAAAUUGGUAGAAAAGUGAAAGACAUAGAAAAUACCAUACAAGUGUGUGCCCGGACACUGUUAUUACUUAUGAUGCCAAGAAAAUGGUUGAUGGACCUUAAAAUUUAUAGAGAUUGGUAAGGUGCUUGUAAUCAGUAUUAGAAAUAUGCAGCCAGAUUGAUGGAUUUCUAUGACAACAUGGCCUUUUAAAUCUAGGUCAUUGUAAAGUUCUUGUUUUUUCAUUAGCCUAUACAAUCUGUAUGGCUUUUUGGGCCUUCAGAAAUAAUUUGAAUGCUCAUGAGCCAUGAAGCUGUGUGCAGGUAUGUACACUGGAUUACAUAUUUCGUGUCGUUUGUGAUACUAAUUCUGUUUCACAUAUGUUUUUGUUGUUUUCUCUUGGUGUGGGGUACAUAUUAACGUAAAUAGAUAGCAGGUAAUUUAGGUCGUCAUAUGGUAAAUUACUGUUUUACUUUCUGCUGUUGCCUGCAUUUUAUUCCUUCUUCAUGUUACCAGUUCUUGUUUUGUGAAUUAGUUAUCUUAUUAACAUUCUCUGCAGAGGAACAGUGGUUAUCAAAAUAUAAUUGUAUACGAAAUAUAUGAUGGGAGACUCCGAGAGAAGAAUUUUGAGCACGAACAUGAAUGAGAAUCUGGGAGAUAGUAAUUCCUCUUCAAUUCUGAAAGUUUACGGAUCAUAUGGCAUAGUUGGUGCGGUUAUUGUUGCCAUAGCUAUACCCAUACUUCUUUCCAUACUAAUGGGAAAAAGAAAAUCAAAACAGAGAGGAGUUCCAGUUCAAGUUGGCGGUGAGGUUGGUUUGGCAAUGCGCAAUGCUAGAUCGGUCAAAUUAGUUGAGGUUCCUUGGGAAGGGGCCACUACUAUGGCUGCUUUAUUUGAGCAGUCAUGUAAGAAACAUUCCCAGGAAAGGUGUAUUGGGAUGAGAAAAGUAACUAGUAAGGAGUUUGUUACAGCUAACGAUGGGAGGAAAUUUGAAAAGCUUCACUUGGGUGAGUACCAGUGGGAAACUUAUGGACAAGUAUUUGAUCGUGCAUGCAACUUUGCUUCUGGUAUUGUUAAACUAGGUCAUGAUGUGGAUACCCGUGCUGCCAUUUUUGCCGAUACUCGGCCAGAAUGGUUGAUUGCAUUCCAGGGCUGCUUCCGUCAAAAUAUCACUGUUGUCACCAUUUAUGCUUCUUUAGGAGAUGACGCUGUAAUACACUCGCUAAAUGAGACUCAAGUGCCAACCUUGGUUUGUGAAUCUAAGCAAUUGAAGAAGUUGGCUGCCAUAAGUUCAAGCCUGAAAACUAUUAGAAAUGUCAUAUACUUUGAUGAUGAAGAAACUUCGAGUAGUUCCAGUGUUAACCAAGAUAUGGAUAAUUGGAGAAUUUCCUCUUUUUCAGAAGUGGAAAAACUUGGUAGAGAUAGUUCUGUUCAACCUAGACUUCCAAUCAAGACAGAUAUUGCUGUCAUCAUGUAUACAAGUGGCAGUACAGGCCUCCCAAAGGGUGUUAUGAUAACUCAUGGCAACAUUGUGGCCACUGCAGCUGCAGUUAUGACAGUGAUCCCUCGAAUGGGAAGCAAGGAUGUUUAUUUGGCAUAUUUGCCUCUAGCUCAUGUAUUUGAAUUAGCUGCUGAGACCGUGAUGCUAACUGCUGGUGCUGCAAUUGGCUAUGGGUCAACAUUGACAUUAACAGACACAUCCAAUAAAAUAAAAAAAGGAACUAAGGGAGACGCUUCCGCAUUAAAGCCUACUCUAAUGGCAGCUGUUCCAGCUAUUCUAGACCGUGUUCGAGAUGGAGUUUUGAAGAAGGUUGAUGAGAAAGGAGGUUUUUCUAAGAAGCUUUUCAACAUCGCCUAUUCUCGGCGACUGGCAGCUAUUGGAGGGAGCUGGUUUGGGGCAUGGGGAUUAGAGACAUUCUUGUGGGAUAUAAUUAUUUUUAAGAAGAUACGGUCUAUUCUUGGAGGAGAAAUUCGAUUCAUGCUUUGUGGCGGAGCUCCUUUAUCUGGAGAUACACAAAGAUUCAUCAACAUCUGUAUGGGGGCCCCUAUUGGUCAAGGAUAUGGUCUGACAGAAACAUGUGCUGGUGCUACUUUCUCUGAGUCGGAUGACACAUCUGUUGGGCGUGUUGGUCCUCCUCUUCCUUGUUGCUAUAUCAAGGUAUGAUACUUCCUUGGGCCAAGAAAUUAUUAGGUUUGCCUGACUAUCUACUUGGAAGCUUUGAAAUGGAUUUUUUUUUGCACCUUGCUAUAUGUCAUUGAACAGCAAUCUCAUAGAGAGAGUAAUUCAUAUAUGCUCUCCAUUUAAGAGGGAAGACCCUUAUAAGUAUACAUUUGAAAUCUAUAGAAAUUGAAAAGUCAUAUGUAGAACAUAAAAUCCUUCAAAAUAAAAAAUCAAUCUGUUGUAACAGAACUAAAUACUAUGUACAAAUUCUAAUAAUUAAAUAACUUUGAUUAUUUUACAUUCUCCCUCGAGCCGGUUCAAAGAUGCAUACUAUUUCCAGCUUGCCUGUCGAAUUUGAAGAGGACAGUAUAGACAAAUCCUUCGUGAGAAUUGCUAUCAAUUGCUUUUCAAUAGAAAGAAAUUGCAUAGAUAUUAGACCUUUAUUUAAGUUCUCCUCGUUAUAGCGAUGGCCUACGUUAACAUGUUUUGUUCACUCAUGCUGUUUUGGAUUGCAACCUAUAUUAGUGGAAUGUAUGUUUUGUCAGAAUACAACUUCAUGCGAGCAGGCAAUGGUUUUAGUUCCUCAAGUAGCAAUUUAAUCGCAACUGCUCACACACACCAUGAGCAACUGUUCUAAACUCGGCCUCUGCACACGUGGUUGCUUUUUAACCCUCUAAGUCACGAAAUUAACUCCUAGAAAUGUACAAUAUCCUGAGGCUGAUCUUUCAUCAUUUAUAGAUCCAGCAAAUAUUGUAUCAGUAAAUGCUUUAAUAUGCAUGUAUGUGCUCCAUUUUCCAAAAAUAAUUCCUUUUCUGGCAGUCCUUUUAGGUACAUAGCCCCGUUUGGCCCUAG